Molecule: messenger RNA, 3589 nt
Organism: Cydia splendana
Lineage: Eukaryota; Metazoa; Arthropoda; Insecta; Lepidoptera; Tortricidae
Gene: PAN2
Product: PAN2-PAN3 deadenylation complex catalytic subunit PAN2
Exons: 24
Coding region: 187-3306 (1039 amino acids)
Biological process (GO): nuclear-transcribed mRNA poly(A) tail shortening
Cellular component (GO): PAN complex; P-body
Molecular function (GO): protein binding; poly(A)-specific ribonuclease activity
Source: RefSeq, a predicted model, not a curated record
AGUGGUUUGCGUUGGUUGUUGGUUUGUGAUGCGAUUUUGCAUUUGCUUGCUUAUUUGGCACCGGGUAAUGAAAUUAGUAAAAUUAUAAUCAGAACCGGUAGUUUCUUUCAAUGAUGUAUUAAAAACACAAUGUAUUGAUGUUACUUACCUUCGAGUUCAAAUAGAAAUCGCAUUUGCGUUCUGAAAAUGGAGUACCAUUUUAACGAUCUGUGUAUGCCAACCGAUCAUCUUUUAACAGACCCAUACGCAGCUGAAUACACUCAGCAGUACAUCAUGCCGUCACAGGAAGGGGAGUAUGAAGUGCGGAGCACUAUACUGGUGGACGGUGGAGACAGGUUUGGUGUCUCCGCUGUGCAGUUUGACAAGUUUGAAGAGCUCAUCUGGAUGGGGAAUCAAGGGGGCCACGUGACAUCCUACUAUGGCCCAGCCAUGCAGAAAUACACCUCCUUCCAAGUCCACGAGUCGGAAGAAGUGAGGGAUAUACUGACGAUGGAGAAUGGUAUUUAUGCGCUGACGAAAACGUCGCUGCGCCAUCAGAUACGGAGAGGCAUUCCGAAACACACUCACAGAUCGCGCAACAUGACGGACAUGCAGUGCCUCUACCAGGUGAAUUCUACCAAGCUAAUGAUGGGUGGACAUCAGGACAAGUUGAUAGAUUUGGACCUUACCAAGCUGGUGGAAACUGUUAUUCCGAUACCAGAAGAAGGCUGCGCCGUCCUUCGCGGUGGCGGGAGCUCCCUAGUCGCCUGCGGCAGCGCCAGCGGCUCCGUGAGCCUCCGCGACCUGCGGAGCCCUACGACAGCGCAGCACACGUUCCGGGCGCACUCCGCCUGCCUCUCCGACUUGGACAUGCAGGGCGACCUUCUCAUCACGUGCGGUUUCCAGUCAGUAAACGGCGUAGCAGUGGCGGAGCCCUACGUGAUCGUGUGGGACGUGCGGCGCCUGCGCGGCGGCGCGGCCACGUCGGCCGCGUGGUCGUGCGCCACGGCGGCGCCGCCGCUGCUGCUGCACUACCUGCCCGCCUUCUCCGGCCGGGCCGUCGCGCUGUCCGGGGACGGACACGUCACGCUACUCCAUGUUAACGCUAGUGAUGACAACCACUCCGUUUUCCAGGUGGACACCCAAUCCUCCCUCUGCAGCGUGAUGGACGUGUCAGCAACCAGCCAAGCUCUAGUCUUCGGCGACCAAGCUGGACAUUUGCAUCUGUUCUCACCCCAGCACAAUCACGAGCCAGUGUUCAACAAUUUCUCCAGAGCCACCGAGUUCGCCGACGCCCCUCCGAACCUCCCCUUCGCGGGUCCAACAGACUCCACGUUCCAGUUCUCGUCCGUGCCCCUCCCCGCGCUAGCCGCCGGCCCGAGGUGGUUCAACGAACUACCCCCAGCCUUCUUUAGAAAGGGAUACAGGAAACCAAAACCGAUAGACCCAGAGGUCCUCAACACCAUGAAAAUGCAGGGUCCGAUCGGCUACGCUCCAAACCCUAGAUCUUUCAAAAGAAACCAGAUGCCCUACAUAGAGGACACUCUAGAAGACCUGUUCGCUGCCAAAGUGACAGAAAACAAAUUCACGAACCAACCCGUGCCCAAGCACUAUCAAAAGACUGAUGGCCGUUACAACAAGCAAGACAGUGAAACAAGCAACAAGCCCGGCCUCCCUGGAUUGGAAGCCAUUUUACCCAAUUCGUACUGCAACUCUAUGCUUCAGGUUUUGUACUACACCCCGGCUGUGAAGGCAACGUUGCUGGCUCAUACUUGCGCUAAGGAGUUCUGUCUCAGCUGCGAAUUAGGGUUCCUGUUCCGAAUGCUUGACUCAUCCGGCGGCGCAGCAUGCCAGGCGGCAAAUUUUCUACGAGCGUUCCGCACCGUGCCUGAGGCUGCUGCUUUAGGUCUUAUACUUCCCGAUCGUCAGGACUCGCAGGAUUUGCAGGCUUUGAUACAGAGUUGGAACCGUUUCAUACUACACCAAAUGCACUACGAAAUCCUGGAAACGCGAAAGAAAGAAAAGGAGAUGGCCCUACUAGCCAACAGUUCGCCCCCCAAAAUAAGGGGUAGCGUGCCAGCUCCCAUCGUAGCACCCUCUACACAAGUGAACGGAUAUCCGGAAGAAUACCAGUACGCAGAGCUAGAGUUUCUCGGGCCCAGCACGGAGUUUGAAGACGGCGAGCCGAGAGAAGACGGUUGGCAUAACUUGAGUCAGGAAGAAGCCUUAUUUGGACCUGUGGAAUACUCAGUUUCUCCAGACACUCAACUCAACAAGGUGAACGACGAGCUACCAAACCAGCAAGUGGACAGAGAAGAGUCGGAUAUAUCGCAAUUGUUCGCUAUCGGCCGACACCAGCUCAACCGGUGCUUGAAGUGCAAUAAGGAGGUAAUAUUAUGUGGGAAAUGUAUUCUACCUCAUAUAGUUUACAUCUACCAAGUGUCUUUAGACUCUCAAAUCAGUGAGGAUGAGCUACCAAACCAGCAAGUGGACAGAGAAGAGUCGGAUAUAUCGGAACUGUUCGCUAUCGGCCGACACCAGCUCAACCGGUGCUUGAAGUGCAAUAAGGAGGAGGAGCGCUCAUCCGUCGUGCUAGCCUGCGCCCUGCAGUACCCGAUGGGCUCCGCGUCGGCGCGCGGCUUCGCUGAGCUGGUCCGCGCCUCGCUCGCGCCGCGCCGCGCCACGCCCGCCUGGUGCGAGCAGUGCGCCCGCUUCACGCCCACGCAGCAACAGGGCAGGGUUAUACGAUUACCGCCGAUAUUGGCAAUAAACUGUGGCGGUGUCACUGCCCACGAGAAAGCUUACUGGGCUAAAGGCACACCGAAGGAGACGCCGGACUCAACGAAACGCGGUAGCAGCGGCAAGCCGUGCCGCUACGGCAUGCAUUGUGCGAGGCCGGGCUGCCGGUUCAAACACCCUGACAGACCGAGUCCGUCCCAAGGUUCUUCCAAGAGCCCCGACUCUCACUGCGUGUUGCCGCACCAGCUGCUGAUCAGGUUGCAGUCGGACGGCGACGUCAUUAUCAAUGAUAAGGUACGUCUGUAUAAGUGUUCAGACCGAGUCCGUCCCAAGGUUCAUAAACACAAGAAGAAGCAAGUGACGACCAUUUCAGAAGAAGAAUACAACUUGUCAGCUGCCGUUAUAUGCGUUGAAGACAACCCCAAGAACCUGGUCGCUUACGUACAGAUAGGGGAAGAGUGGAACAUGUUCAACGACGUCAGCAUAACCCCGGUGUCAGCGUCCGAAGUGGUCCAAUUCAGCGCGUGGUGGAAAACGCCCUGCGUGCUCUUCUACUCGUCGGCGAGCCUCAAGCAGGAGGAGUCAUAGCCGGCCGAGUAUGGACCUUAUGGCGACGAGGCUAUAGGUCCAUACAACAUGAACGAAAUGUUCUACCAAGUCAUCGCCGAAGGACAUUACAGUAUGUACAACGAGUCGUAGCGGAUAAUGAAUCCUAAUGCAAAGUGGUAAGGAGCAAAUUCGAACAAAAUCAAGUGAAACAUUUAAAUUAUGAAGAAAUUUUAGAUUAAGUGUAAAUUAUUUUAGUGUGAUCGUGGUAAAACUUUUGUUUCUUUUAUAAAUAAAUAUUGAAGAUGUUUUCUCAUCAAAUUUG